AACGACACUUGACACUACCCUACCGCGGACGCGCUCGAGCCAACACCACGCGACAAGAGUAGAUACAAGAUGGCGACCAUUUUAGUAUCAGAGGAAUAAGUGCCUUGAAGGAUAGAAAAAGCCAUGCCAUGGGACAAACCCUGUUUCUGAGCUCGCCAUGGUGAUCUGAAGCCCCAGUGUGGACGUGUCACAUCCACACUCACCUACCCACAGACACACACACGGACUGAGCCACCCAGCAAGUGUGUGCGAUGGACAGGUGUAAGCACGUGGGGCGGCUCAGGCUGGCCCCAGACCACUCCAUCCUCAACCCCCAGAAGUGGCACUGCGUGGACUGCAACACCACAGAGUCAGUGUGGGCCUGCCUUGGCUGCGCCCACGUUGCAUGCGGCCGCUACAUCGAGGAGCACGCCCUGCAGCACUUCCUGCAGCAUCGCCACCCGCUGGCCAUGGAGGUCAACGAGCUCUAUGUCUUCUGCUACUUGUGUGAUGACUAUGUGCUCAACGACAAUGCAACGGGAGACCUCAAGCUGCUGCGCUCCACUCUCAGUGCCAUCCAGAGCCAGCGCUACGAGGUCACCACGCGCUCAGGACGCACCUUGAGAUCGGCUAGCACCCCGCCCGACGCCCCCCAGCCCUGCGGCUCCAGUGAACUGCAGCUGAGGGACGAGGACCGCAUGUUCACGGCGCUCUGGCACCGCCGCCGGGCACUGAUGGGUCGAGUGUUCCACACCUGGUUCAGCCUGACGGAAGGGGGGAAGAGGAGGGAAGAGGAGGAGAGGCAGAGAGAGGAGGAGGAGGAGAGGCGGAAGGAGUUGAGGGAGAGGAGGAAGACAUUGAAGAGGCAGCUAAAGGAAGCGUUGGAGAGCGCCCCACCAAGGAAGAGCCACCGCCUGAGGAGAGCCAGUCAGAGAGCUGCUGCCGCCGCCGCUGUCGCCCCCCGCCCCACACGGACACGCACACCCAGCACCACUUACACACCCCAGUCUCCCCUCAAACCCCGACCAAGAACCCAGAGCCCCGCCACCCCCACCCCCAAGAGAAUGGCCCCCCGCCGUGCCCCCUCCAAACAGGGCGACUCGCCCCUCAAACGGCGGCCCACUGUCACUCCGGGUGUCACGGGCCUGCGUAACCUAGGCAACACAUGCUACAUGAACUCCAUCCUGCAGGUGCUGAGCCACCUUCACAUCUUCAGGGAGUGUUUCCUCCGGCUGGAGCUGCUGGCCUCGGCCGUCCACGGCCAGCUGUUGGUUCCCAGCCCCGGGGGCCCAGUGUCAUCCUCCCCGCUGGCCCAGAGGAGAGGCCCCCAGGUGGGCGUUGGGCUAAGUGGGGGGGCCUCCAGAGCCCGGAGUAUGGAGCUGAUUCAGCCCAAGGAGCCCAGCUCCAAGCACAUCUCCCUGUGUCAUGAGCUGCACACACUCUUCCAGGUGAUGUGGUCGGGCAAGUGGGCGUUGGUGUCGCCCUUCGCAAUGCUGCACUCGGUGUGGCAGCUGAUCCCAGCCUUCAGGGGCUACGCCCAGCAGGAUGCCCAGGAGUUCCUGUGUGAGCUGCUUGACAAGGUGCAGCACGAGCUGGAGAGCACAGGGACUCACAUGCCACCCGCUGGUGUGUCAACCGGACAGAGACAUCUCAUCAAGCAGGUGCUCAGCGUAGUCAACACCAUCUUCCAUGGUCAGCUCCUCAGCCAGGUGACGUGUCUUGCAUGUGACCACCGCUCCAACACGGUAGAACCCUUCUGGGACCUAUCGCUGGAGUUCCCUGAGCGUUACCACAGCAACAGCCGGGAGAGCGCAGCGCAGGUCUCGUGCCAGCUGACGGAGAUGCUGGCCAAGUUCACGGAGACCGAAGCCCUGGAGGGCAACAUCUACGCCUGCGACCAGUGCAACAGUAAGCGGCGGAGGUUCUCCUCCAAGCCCGUCAUCCUGACUGAAGCUCAGAAACAGCUGAUGGUUCACAAACUGCCUCAGGUCCUGCGCCUGCACCUCAAACGCUUCAGGUGGUCUGGGAGAAACCACAGGGAGAAGAUUGGGGUCCACGUCAGCUUUGACCAGCUCCUCAACAUGGAGCCAUACUGCUGCAGAGACCCCUCCCCCAAGGGCUCGCCAUGCUCCAGUCCCACCCCCGCUGGCUCCCCGAGCCCCAAACACUUCCUGUACGAACUGUCCUCUGUGGUGAUGCAUCAUGGGAAGGGCUUCGGCUCUGGCCACUACACUGCCUACUGCUACAACAAAGAAGGAAGGUUCUGGGUCCACUGUAAUGACUCUAAGCUGAACGUGUGUUCUGUGGAGGAGGUGUGUCGCGCCCAGGCCUACAUACUCUUCUACACGCAGCGCUUCACUCAGGACAAAGACAGGCCUCUAUAGGACCAGAACCCACUGAGCCCCGCCCCAAUCCUCCUCCUUUGUACCUCAGCAGUCCAGUGACAUGUCAUCAUCAGCAUUACCACCACCACCAAAACAUCUCCACCCCCCUCUCUCACACUCUUUCUUUGUGGGCAUUUUAUCUCCUCUGGGGGAGGAAUGAUUCAUUGUAUCAUUAUUUUUCUAAGAGAGACACACUCAUUUUUUUUUUUUUUGGUCUUUGUGAAUUUCUUGUACAUGUUGUUUAUAUGGGUUUUAAAAGAAAAGUCAAACGUGUUUGUGUUUGAUAGUGUAUAGGUUCAUUUUAUCAAGAGUAUCAGCCAAGUUGUGCGUUGUAUUAUAGACACGCCUUUACAGGAGUAGAGACAGACUUUGGCCAGGUGUGACUGUGUAAUCUGUAGUUCAGAUUUAUUCAGGUGUCAACCUUUCUGCUCUUCUGUGCUCUAUUUUUCUUUUUCUUAAACGAUUUGAAUCAACUAAAAUGUUUCCACAGCCACUUUAGACAGUUGACCAAGGGAUGUCAGUCAGUCAAAUUCUCAAAUGGAAUGUAGAUAAUUCCCUCCAUAAAUAGUCUUUAGAGUUGAACCCUUUUUGGUUUGCCAAGAGAUGGAAGGGGGAGACAACUCACUCACUUCUAUUUUCUGGUUCAUAUACAGUCAAUGAACUAAGCAGGCCAGACCCAGCUGCUAAUGCAUUGGUGCCUAUGGGAGAGCCACCACUUAUUGGAAUGGAACAGUGACAUUUAAAAAAAGAAAAGGUAAACAGCCUGAGUGGGACAUCUUAAUUAAUCCACCAUCUUUGGUAUCGCUCUCUCUAGUAAGUCUGGUCGGUCAGGAAAUGGUUCAUAAUUAACUACUGACCUCACGCCAAAGCACGAGGGAAAUGUUUAAAAAGUAUCUCAGAUUCUCCAAAAACAAUUACAGAACAUUUGCAAGAUAUAUUCUUUGACUGGUUUUGGGAAAUCUAUUUUAUAACCAGUUUCCAAAGGGAUGUUUGUUUUUAGCUGAAUCCUGCCCUCUGUCUUCAGAAUAUAGAUGUCUUUUGUGGUGCUGGUGCUUUUAGGCUUGUUGCCUCCUAACUUUUGGUUGGUAUCCCUACAGCAGAAACAAGUGUCAUAGAAAAGUGCCCUUCGUUAUCAGAACAUAUCUAUUUUUGUAGUUCCCUUGCCAUAAGUGUAUUUGGUAUCAGUUCUUUGUAGCGGACUAUAAAAUGCAGUCUCACCCAGGCCAGCAUUUAGAAUAUUGAAUGUAUUUUUGUGUACUCGGACAUUGAGGAUUUUUCACAAAAGUUGUUUAAAAAAAAACAGGGCCACUGACUGUUAGAUUUUUUUAUAGUUUUGUAAUUGAUUCCUUCCCCCCCAGCAGGUCUGACCCGUCUCGUGUGUGUAUACCAGCAUAUGUGUUCACACAAUAUAGUUGGCUCUGUAUAAUGUAAGUAUAAAAUAGCCAGACUGAUGCAAGUAGAUCCUUGCUGUGUGUUCAAAACUGUACGCGUGUGAGAAAAUAUCUCCAUGCUGGUACUAGCUUAACUGCUCAACCUAAAUGCUGUUCAUCUCUAGAUUCACCUUUUGGGGAGAAUUCAAAGCACAUUUCCACUUCAUCCUUUUUUCUGUCCGAUAUGUUUGUCUGCAUUGUGCUCAUACUGCCUCGGGUGUGUUGUACAUUUAUGGAAGUGAUACUAUGCAAAUUCUUACCUCAAUUUUUAUAGAAUUACCUCAAAAUGAGAAUAUAUUUUCAUUUUUCUAAGAAA
This is a messenger RNA of Oncorhynchus tshawytscha (Chinook salmon), 4109 nucleotides long. Its product is annotated as ubiquitin carboxyl-terminal hydrolase 44. The transcript has 7 exons. Gene Ontology annotation, biological process: protein deubiquitination. Gene Ontology annotation, cellular component: cytoplasm. Gene Ontology annotation, molecular function: zinc ion binding; cysteine-type deubiquitinase activity. The record is from RefSeq and is a predicted model, not a curated record. Lineage: Eukaryota; Metazoa; Chordata; Actinopteri; Salmoniformes; Salmonidae. The coding region runs from base 252 to 2363 and encodes 703 amino acids.